AUGUCUCGAGUUUGUCGUAAUCCACCAGCAUCAACUACUCGACGACCACCUGCUACAAGACCGACACAACAAUCGAUUCCUUCUACAUCACCAACUAAUCAAACCAUAACUCGUGGUGCUCGAACAUCAAUUCGUGGUCCUCGAACAUCAAUUCGUGGUCGAGCUUUACAUACUCAACGACCACAACAAGAAAGAAAUGAUUAUGAUCCGUAUAAUGAAAAUGAUGGAACAAAACAAGAACAACAUACCGUUCAUGUUGGUGAAGGUUAUCAUAUGUAUACACCAUCGACAACAAAACGUGAACAAAUGAGAAGACAAGCUGAAAAUGAACAACGUCAAUAUGAAGCACAUGUUGAACGAACGCGUCUUCAUGACCUUCACGAAGUACAUCGUUUAGGUGGCGAUGGAUUAGGUCAAGAUGAAGUUCGUCGACGACAAGCAGAAAAAUAUCGACGAGAAAAAUUUGAAAGAUUAGAAAAAAGCCAUCAAAAUCAGUUUGUAAAAAAACAACAAGACGAAAAUGAAAUCGAAGCUAAAAAACAAGCAGCACGUCAACAGUCUAUGCAAAAUGAAAAACAAAAUCGAGUUACUCAACUUCAUUCAAUGAAACCAACAGUGAAUCAAAAUGAUCAAGGAGCUACUGGAUGGACAACUGAAGCUCGUGAAGCUGAUCGACAAGAAACAAUGGAUCGUUUUUUAAAUCGAUUCACUCGUCAAUAUAAUGAUAUGAAUAUAUCUUCGGAUGAAAAUGAAACAAAAAUUCAUAAUGAUAAAUCAAAAUCAGAAAAACUUUCAAUACUUCGUGAAAUGCUUCCUCAAAUUGAUGAUCAAACUCUUGAAAAUUAUUUAGAAAUUUACAAUGAUAAUAUUGAUGCGAUUGUUUCUGACCUUGCUAGCUAA
This is a messenger RNA of Rotaria sordida, 900 nucleotides long. Lineage: Eukaryota; Metazoa; Rotifera; Eurotatoria; Philodinida; Philodinidae. The record is from the annotation of a GenBank genome assembly.